Corylus avellana is the source of this 1676-nucleotide messenger RNA. RefSeq names its product mitogen-activated protein kinase 3 (gene MPK3). The record is from RefSeq and is a predicted model, not a curated record. Lineage: Eukaryota; Viridiplantae; Streptophyta; Magnoliopsida; Fagales; Betulaceae. Gene Ontology annotation, molecular function: ATP binding; MAP kinase activity. Gene Ontology annotation, biological process: protein phosphorylation.
UCUACUCCGAACUCAGACGAUCAAAAGCACUCUUAAGACUCUCGCUUUAAAACCUCUCUCUUUCCCUUUGAAGUCUUCGUCCUCAUACUUCUUCCACAACUCUUGCAGCGACAAAGUCUCAGAGAGAAAGAGAGAGCGAGAGAGAGAGAGAGAGAGAUGGCUGACGUCAGUCACAAUUCGGGUACGGGUCAGUUCUCGGAUUUCCCGGUGAUUCCGACGCACAAUGGGCAGUUUGUCCAGUACAACAUCUUCGGGAAUCUGUUCGAGAUCUCGGCCAAGUACCGCCCUCCGAUCAUGCCGAUCGGUCGCGGCGCGUACGGAAUCGUCUGCUCGGUGCUGAAUUCGGAGACGAACGAGAUGGUCGCGAUGAAGAAAAUAGCGAACGCCUUUGAUAACCACAUGGACGCCAAGCGUACGCUUAGGGAGAUUAAGCUGCUUCGUCAUUUCGAUCAUGAAAAUGUCGUAGCUAUAAGAGAUGUUGUUCCUCCGCCUUUACGGAGAGAAUUUACGGAUGUUUACAUUGCGACAGAGCUGAUGGAUACCGAUCUUCACCAGAUAAUUCGCUCCAAUCAAGGUUUAUCAGAGGAGCACUGUCAGUACUUCUUGUAUCAGAUUCUUCGAGGGCUCAAAUUUAUACAUUCUGCAAAUGUUAUUCAUAGAGACUUAAAACCCAGCAACCUCUUGCUGAAUGCAAAUUGCGAUCUUAAGAUAUGCGAUUUCGGUCUUGCUCGUCCCACUGCAGAGAGUGAUCAGUUCAUGACUGAAUAUGUUGUCACCAGAUGGUACAGGGCACCUGAGCUACUCUUGAACUCUUCAGAUUACACGGCUGCCAUUGAUGUGUGGUCUGUGGGCUGCAUCUUUAUGGAGCUUAUGAAUAGAAAGCCUUUGUUUCCAGGAAAAGAUCACGUGCAUCAGAUGCGCUUAUUGAUAGAGCUUCUUGGAACACCAACUGAGUCUGAUCUUGGGUUUGUUCGGAGUGACGACGCAAGAAGAUAUAUUCGCCAACUCCCUUCACACCCUCGACAGCCAUUAGCCAUGGUUUUCCCACAUGUUCAUCCUUUGGCCAUUGAUCUCAUAGAGAAAAUGUUGACAUUUGAUCCUUCUAAAAGAAUUACUGUUGAAGAAGCAUUGGCUCAUCCUUACUUUGCAAGAUUGCAUGACGUAGCUGAUGAACCAGUCUGCCCAGAGCCAUUUUCCUUUGACUUUGAGCAGCAACACUUUGGAGAGGAGCAAAUGAAGGAAAUGAUUUACCAGGAGGCCUUAGCCCUCAACCCAGAGUACGCAUAAAUAAACAACAGAAUUUCUUCUUGGUUGUCUCUUAAGUUGAUAACCCUGCAACUUACUCUCCUCAAAAGUAUUGCAACUAGCAAUCUAAUGGGUCAGAGAUUGAAGAACAGAGUUUAUCCUAUUUCAUCUGUAUAAUUACCUCGGUGGGUUUGCCUAUAUUACAUAAAUGACUGCCCAUCAGUUGUACGCUAACAAUCUUUUUCUUUAUUUAUUUUUUCUUUUCUUUUUUCUUUUAUUUUUUUAUUUCUUUUUUCCUUGUACCACUUGUAUUUUGCAUAGAUGUGCUUGUAUUUUAAUUAUGUCUUGCUCAAUCUGUAUUUUGUGUGGCAGAUUGAAAUGAUUGUAACUCAGAUUGAAUGAUAAUUACCUAUUAAUUGUCUUUUCCAUAA